Messenger RNA from Dunckerocampus dactyliophorus (ringed pipefish), 5176 nucleotides. RefSeq names its product BEN domain containing 3 (gene bend3). NCBI's taxonomy places the organism in Eukaryota, Metazoa, Chordata, Actinopteri, Syngnathiformes, Syngnathidae. Bases 2752 to 4998 code for a protein of 748 amino acids. Gene Ontology annotation, molecular function: DNA binding. The transcript is spliced from 3 exons. The record is from RefSeq and is a predicted model, not a curated record. Gene Ontology annotation, cellular component: heterochromatin. Gene Ontology annotation, biological process: rDNA heterochromatin formation.
GCUAUGAAUUCCUCUGAGUAUGGGGAAGCUUCAGAUGAAACAAUGCUUGAAAAAGUGUGAACGCAGUCCAGGACCAAGACCAGACCAAACAGGUGGACUGAGCCCGCCUGAGAGAUGGGUCUCGGUCUGUCUGCAAGUGGACUCUAAUCCUGAGUGAGGCAAGUGUGAACGCUGAUGCCACCAACACUCCAAAGCACCGGAUAUGAUGUCACUAAAUGUGACCGUAACCAUGCGAUGCAUAGCAACACCCAACAGAAAGCUGAGUCAUAAUCAUCAUCAUAACAUAAGAGUUAAAUGUAAACCAGGAAGCGUAAAUAUAAUAGUUAGACAUACAGCGUAUCAGCGGGCUGUUAAAAAGUCUAAAAUCCAAGAAUUUCAAUUUAAUUUUCAAUUUAAUGCCCCAGUUUAUCUUACAAUCUCAUAAAAUGUCUUUAAUACGAUUUUGAAACGUUACUUUUAUUUAAAACAAAAACUUCAGACUUGCUUUUAAAUGUUUCGAUUUUUGAGGACACUAUAACUGUCCUGCAAAACAGAACUUUAGUACCUGUGCAGCCCGGUCAGCAUGUAUCGAGCACAACCGGUUGCUGUGUUACAGCUAGGAAUAGGUACUGAAAACGAUACUUUUAUAGGCACCGACCGAAUUUUCAUCGGUACCACCAAGCACCGAUUCACGUGAAAUUAAAAAGGUACCAUGUACACAAGCCAGAGGGAGGGGGCAAUGUUGACACCAACAAGGAGGAAAAUUAAAGCUACAGAAGCUGAAAUAAGUCAUAGUUUUUAAGUAUACCGAUACAAUAAAACGUACCUGUUUAAUAAACAUCAAUGUUCUGGAAGAAGACACUUAAUACGUGACAAUGAUGUCUGGACGCAUCCCGGUGUGUAGAAACGACCAAACGACAGCCAUAUUUUAACCAAUCCAAACCACCAAAAUGUUUGUAUUCACAAAUGAAUUAGACUGAAAAUCAUGUGCAUUGUUUUUGUUACACAGUGGUCAGUAUACAACAACAAUAACUGUUGGUAGAUAGUAUCAAAAGUAUGUGAGAAAGAACAUUCACAUCCAGCAUCUUUAGUAAUACUUUAUUAGUAAAGCCUGGAAUGUCCCUAUACAACAUUUUAGAUGUAAUUGACAUGUAAUCCAGAAAUUAAAAAUAAUUCACUAUGUAGCAGACAGUUUCUAUUUAAAUUGCUGACUUAAUCUACACUAAUGGGGAUGUCUUUCUAUGCCUCUUUGGAGCACCACAACCACGCGAACCAAAGCAGAUGUCAUUUAAACACACAUUAACACAAUACCGACAAAACGAAAGCUUUAUAGAAAGCUAUAUUAUCUGUUAGACUGACGGCUUCUACAGGGAAAGCUGAUUAACAACCUAUUUCAGUUUAAUUGUUGUUUCAAUAAACUACUUUUUCAAAAUGUUUUUGUCUCACUCCCCCUUCUUGUUUUUGCAUAUUGUAGCUCUACUUAAAACCUCAUUAAGAUCCAAAUGUGCAAAAUGCAAAUUCUAGCAAUUUUUCAACUGGUUUUAAGAUUUUGACCAGGAGUGUAUUACAGUACUUGAAUUUGUAAAAUAUUAUACCUUUUAUUUAUUUUUACUCAGUCCUCUUUUGCUGCUUUGUUUCACACUUAUUUGCCCUUCAUGAACCUAAAUAACACAAUUUUUUCAGGAAAGAGAAGUACGUACAGCUGGGUUUUAGUUGUAGUUAAAGUGCUCAUGCCACCAAAAAAAAAUAAAACAAUAACAAAAUGAAAGUACUGUACUCACUUAAUAAAACAUUUUUGUCAUACUACUGUCAUAGAUAAGCAACUAUGAAAUAGGAGUGACAUGAAGUGGUGAUUUUGAACCCCCCCCAGUGAGUUUUCUGAACAGACGCAAUCUUGGCUGUGACAUCACUGCCAGACGAUAUUCUGAGAACCAGAUGCAAACACAUGCAGCGAUGAACUCACACCAAAGCCCAGAAAGUGACAUAUUCACAACAAUAACACAAUAAUAACAUUCACUGAUAUUGUGUUGUGAUGACUAUAACACACACAAAAAAUGGCUACAAGUGUGUUUUUUUUGCCCGUCAGUAUGUGACACUGACAGCUGCAAAAUAAAAGACCAGUUAGCCCUGGAAUGAAACCCCAUAAUAUUAUUCUGAGAUUCGUAGGAUAGAUGAGUAAAAAAAUCAGUUUUUAUUGCUGAAAGUGACAGACCAACUGCAAGAUAGGCUAGAAAGAAACCCGUGCAUGUGAACACUGUCAAACAGGUGAUGUAAAGGUGCGCAGCCUUUCAGAGGCGCCAGCGUGCAGUGAUAGGAAGGUGGAGAAAAUAACGCAGAGCAAUCGUGAAGUCUGACUUCUUCGUGUUUUGUGAUGCAAAUGUACUCUUUUAAACGCAUAUUGUUUUGAGAAGCAAAACGCUUUACUUUGGUGACCUCACCAAUUGCCAUAACUACUUUUUUCCAAUGCCACAAACUGACCACAACUGGGCUCACAGGACAAAGUGGGGGGAAAGUCACUUUUGAUGCACUACACUGCUGAUGGGAAUGUCAUACAGCAACAACAACAAAAAUUCAAAGUAUCGCUUUCUCAUUUCACUUUUUUCCCCAAUAUGACAGAACAUAAAGCAGAAAUGAUUGUGCUUUUUGGCAGAACGCAAGCAUGUUAAAAAAUGUAAGGAGGAGACUGAGGACUUUGCUGUUUGUGAGGCACCGGGAGAGUGUGGCGGUGGAUCUCCUGGGGCCACUGAGGCUGGUAAACGGACUUCUGCAGAAAUGGAGCAUGACACUGAGCAGUACUCAUGCAGCAAGCGAGUCAGAAUCGCGGGAGAGAUGAGGCGGCACUUGGCAGACGACAGCAGUCGACAUGAGCCCCUGUGUCUCAGCACGAGCGGAGAGAAGAGGGACAACAUCCAUGGGAAACCCAGAGUGUCUUAUAGAAAGCCUCUCUUCAGCAUCUCCCACAGGAUCUCAGAGAAGAAGAACACACCAGGUUUAGAUCAUCAGGCUGGCCAAGGUGCUGGACAUCAGGCUGGCCUCUUCUCUUCCUCUCUCCUAAGUUCAGAAGGAAAUGGCUUAUUGGAGGCUUUGCCAAGCCUUGACUGUUCAGGCCAAGCGUGGUCAGAAGACUCUAACCUUUACCCUCUGAUUGAGAAAAUGUUUUUCAUUCUAAAUAGCCUCAGUUCCAGCAUGACUCAGUUGCAUAGCAAAGUGGACCUGUUAAGUCUGGAAGUCAUGAGGAUAAAGAAGCAGAUCAAACCAGUGGAGAUGGUGGCAGACUUCCAGCCUCCUCCAGAGUAUCUGCUAACAAGCGAGGAGUUGACUUCUUUAACAGAGCAAACAUCCAGUGCUGGGGAACUGGGGUGCCGCUUACUGGUUCAUCUCUUCCCCGAGCUGUUCAAAGCCAGGGAGUACUCCCAUGACUGUGUGACAAGCAAGAGAUCACUGGAGUCUCUACAUCUGCAGCUGAUCCGUAACUAUGUGGAGGCAUGCUAUCCCUCGGUCAGGAACCUCAGUGUUUGGCAGGGAGAGUGUCUCCCUCAGAUCAAUGACUUUUUUAAUCGUUUCUGGGCUCAGAGGGACAUGGAGAGUGCGAGGAUGCUGAGAAAGCAGACAAUGGUUGGAGAAGAUAUCAUCGAGCAUCCUCAAACCUAUCGUUUCAUAAACGAGCAGGGCCAUGAGGAGCACAUCUCUCAAGGUAACCAGCAGAGCAGUUUGGUUGGACCAUUAAAUGAUCAAACAACAGAGGAGCUGGAUGAGCUCACCUCUCCUGAAGACUUAGUCAUUUUCCUUAUGCACCGACUCUUCCCUGAGCUUUUUGAAGAGGGUACUAAAGUGCCAGAGGGCUCGAAUUGUUUAAACAGUGUGGGCCAGCUGAUUCUAGACUCAGACAGGAUGGAAAUCAUUAAAAAGUAUAUGGAAACUAAUUUUCCUGAUGUGCCUGAGGAAAGCUGGCUUCAGGUGUGCAUUCAGCAUAUGGAGGAUACACUCGAUGGUCCUCACAGCAAUGGCAAUGGAAGUGAGCCUGACAACAUAGACGAGAGGUAUGACCUGGCCAGCAUCCAUGAAGAAGGUUCUGUCUUGAAGGUUCCGGAGAUAUGUGACAAUGAAAGGACCUCACGAAAGGCCAAAAAGUCGCUGCUAUCGCCUAUUGAUUUUGACAACAUGGAGAUUCCUUUACCAAACUUUACUGUUCCACAGGAGUUCCUCUUGUCCAAAGAGCAGCUGAAGUAUAACUAUGAAUGUAGCUUGUCCAUCGGGAACUUCGCCUCCCGCCUGCUGGUCCUCAUGUUCCCUGAGCUCUUCACCCACGAGAACAUCAGGAAGCAGUACAACUGCAGCGGUUCUCUCGGGAAAAAGCAGCUUGAUCCCCUUCGUGUGAACCUGGUCCGUCAUUAUGUGCAGCUUGUCUACCCACGAGCAAGGAAUGAUCGAGUGUGGAUGGUGGAGUUUGUGGGAAAACUUGAUGAGAGAUGCCGUAGGCGGGACACUGAGCAGAGAAGAUCCUACCUGCAGCAUCGCAAAGUGUAUGGUCAAGAUGCAGAACAAGACUUUCUCCUGAACCAGCUCCAGGAAGAUUCAGAAAUUCCCUCAUUGCCACCUGAGAAAAGCAGUAAAGACUUUUGCAAAAUUCCUUUGGAUGAACUGACUGUAUCCAAACCCGACUUCCCAGUUCCGUCAGCUUACCUUCUCUCGGAUGCGGAGGUUCGGGAAAUAGUCCAGCAGAGUCUCUCUGUUGGGAACUUUGCUGCAAGACUGUUGGUGCGCCUCUUCCCUGAGCUCUUCACGCAGGAGAACCUACGGCUGCAGUACAACCAUUCAGGGGCCUGCAACAAGAAGCAGCUGGACCCAAUGCGCCUCAGACUCAUCCGUCACUAUGUGGAAACAGUGUAUCCUGUGGAGAAGAUGGAAGAGGUGUGGCACUACGAGUGUGUGCCAAGCAUAGAUGAGCGCUGCCGGCGCCCCAAUCGGAAGAAGUGUGACAUUCUGAAGAAGGCCAAGAGGUCAAACACUGUGUUGUAGGCACAGCACUCCCCACCACCAGACAAAUACUUUAUCAUUGCACAGCAAAUAAGCUCAAAUUUUACAAACUUGUCCUUUCUAGGAUGAAGCCAACCUGUUAUGUUUCUUCAAUUCUUAUUCCCACUUUGGCUACAGAUGUAUGACUUGUACUAUUAUUGUUGGAUAAAGAGUUUCAAAA